UCCCUUGUGGAUUCAACACACAAUUCACAAGCUAAAAGAUAUCACUAGCAAAUUAUAACAUCCUCCUUUUAGUUGUUAUCUGAAAAAUGGCUCAUAGAGCUAAUUACUCUUUCUUUGCACUUCUUCUCAUCUUCAAUAUCCUCCUUGUCACAACAUUGCAAGCAGUUGCUGCACGCAGCAUUGCUAAGAACUCCAACAACCAGGACUUUGAAGAUGCUAAGUUUUAUUGGCUCAAAAAGCAUCUUGGUAAAAAGCAUAUUCCAGGCAUUGGACAUAUUGGAUUUCCACCAAAGUUUGGACUUAAACCUAGCCCAUUUGUUGGUGGCACCGGAGGAUCGGGAGUAGGUUCAGGAUCCACAGGUUCAGGAUCGGGAUCAGGAUCCACAGGUCGUAGUUAUGUUCCUGGUGGCGACGACACAUUUGUUCCAAACCCUGGCUUUGAGGUUCCAAUUCCUGGCAGUGGUGGUGCCGGUGGUAUAGUUCCACCAGCAGUUCGUCCAUGAGUUCACUCAUGCAUGACUGCAGUAGCUAGACCUAUUUUGUGGGUUUGUGAGCUUUGUGGUAGUUAUUAAGAUCUUUUUUACUGCUUUCUAGCUGUUAAAAUAAGUGUGCUACUACUAGAUAUACACACACUAUUAUCUUGUUUAAUGUUUUCCAUCUGAUUUUGUUUUUAUAAGCUUUUCCACCUGAUUUAAUGAUAUUUGAGUUUAACUGUUCUUCAAAGUAAUUACUGAUUGUGAGUCCUUAAAAGUAAUUCAAUGGUUAGUAAGUAUUCUA
Molecule: messenger RNA, 777 nt
Organism: Cicer arietinum (chickpea)
Lineage: Eukaryota; Viridiplantae; Streptophyta; Magnoliopsida; Fabales; Fabaceae
Product: putative cell wall protein
Source: RefSeq, a predicted model, not a curated record